Porites lobata is the source of this 4877-nucleotide messenger RNA. NCBI's taxonomy places the organism in Eukaryota, Metazoa, Cnidaria, Anthozoa, Scleractinia, Poritidae. The record is from the annotation of a GenBank genome assembly.
AGACUUUCUUUCGACGAGGCUGCGUUAACUUUGUCCAUACAAGUGAUUAGGUGUUAAAGAACGAAGAGAGCUCCUUACGAGCGCCAACAAACAGAACACGAACAGACCAUAACGCUUCAACAUGGCGUUCGUGGAGUUUGAAAUCACCGAUUUGGUUGAACAGUUCAUGGCCGUAACAGGCGCUGAAGAUACUGUAGCAAUGCUCUUUCUACAGCAGUCAGGUUGGAAUGUGCAGGUAUUUAUUUCACUUUAAACUACCUUUUUAUAGAUGUGGAUGAACGCUUUUCAUUGUUCGUACUUCGAGUGUGGAGUGAGGAGGGGAAUUAGGACCAGGCUUCUGCUUCGUUCAAGCUUUAUGAAAGCAACGGUGAAAUCAUGUGUUAUAGACCUCUUUCAUAAUGGCGGCUUAUUUAUAUAUUCUUUCUUAUCUCGUUUGCAAGUAAAAUUGUUUUGUAUUUUGCACAUACCAACGAGGUCAGAAAGGCUAAUUAUUAUUCAUAAAAAAGAAUAUAUUCUUAGGCUGCCAUUAUGAAAGAGGUCUAUUAACCAGUGGCUGUGUUAAGCCACAGGGUAGGGGAACUAGGCAUACCCGGGGGAUUUGACAUUUUAGGCCAUCUUCAUGCCACAUUCUUUACCCAGGGGGAAUAGACUGAUGUCAAAUACCCUUUCCCUGGGGUACAUUUUGUUUGAUUUAAGAUGAUAUAAAUUAUGAUGCAUUAUUUCCUUGUCACUCCCACAGUCUUUAUUUUUUGUCUAGUUAUGUCCAACACUUUGUACAGAGCCAUUUCUCCCAAAAUCAAGAACCUUUUAACGCUGUUUAGUCAAUGAAUGAGUAACAAAGAUAUGUGGGCAUAAGGAACUCCAGAAACAGCAAUCCCAAGGAACUCUGGGUAAUGUUUCAGACUAGGUUCCAGGCUCUUGCAAGAUCUUUCCAAACUCCCCCAUCCUUGGGAUGUUGUGUUACAUCAAAUCUUUUAUUAUCCCUACCCAUAGGAGAGGAAAUACAGUCAAAUGCCCCAGGGAUGCCUGGCCCCACUACCCUGGGGCUUAACAUUGACUGGUGCAUUAAACUAACCUGACGUCAGUUCACUCAGUUUCCUAACCCUAAUAACCAAACCUGAGCGCCAUUCCACAUUCGGCAAAAUACCCCUGCCGCACUCGACCGAUAUUUGGGUAUAGGUGAGCCACAGCGGGCAGUAGGGGUAUUUAGCCUCUAGAAGAAAAGCAACGGUAGGUUUCACUGCAUUUGUGGUAGCCUCCCAUGCAGAUGUUCUCUCUAGGGUUAUGAAAGUUCAUCGUAUACUCUGAGCAGCGUAGAACAUUCAGUGCACAAACAGACCACACCAUGCUUCAAGUGAUCACUUACUAGAGGUUAAAAUCAGUUGGGAACUAUAAAACAUCUGGCGAAAAAGUGGCUGGGGAUGCUUAUGGGUGAGAGGUGGUCUUUUAUGAUAGGUGUUAAUAAAAAUUAUAGGGCUUUGACCGGGAAAAUUUUGGUGUUUUGCAUGGGUGUGGAUUAGAAAAAUAUACAUAUUUGAUUUGCAAAUGGACAAGGAUUUCAACAUGUGCCUAUUAACCUGUAUGUCCUUACAAGAAACUGCUUUACAGGAAUGUACUUUUUUUUCAGUCAGCGGUAAAUAUUUUUCUUGAUCAAGCAAAUUGUGGUAGCAGUGAAGGAAACAGGGAUAAUCCAAUAAUGGUAAGUAUUUUUGACAGGGGAAUUCCUUUGACUGGGCAAUUUUCUCAAAACAUCAUUAAGCAACUUGAGAGUUAGGGGUGACAUUCAUUGCACCUGUUUAGGGAAUUAUGGAUUUCACUAAUUUAUUAGUUGGAAUUUCAAAACCUUUUGUUUGAAAUUUUGAGGAGGACUUAAAAGCAAUGUUUCUGCCUCUGGUUCUUCAUUUAAACGUUUCAAUUUUGAAGUUUUCUCUGGUCAGUUCUUUACUUUUGCAGUUUUAAUCCAACUUACUGUCCCAUUUGUUUGUACUUUGCCUAUCUUAUGUCCGUGUUUCAAAUCCAUGUUCUAUCUGACAGAGCCUUGUUAAUUUUCCAGUUUUUCCAAAUGCUUCCAAAUUAAUAUCUUUGCUAUAUUUAUGCCAUUUUUAGGUGUCUGAAGAUGAUGUAUCAGCUUUAUCCACGGGUUCAUCAAACAAGUAAGUUGAUAUUCUUGUAGGUACCCAUAAUAAAUUAUUAUUAUGAGCUUAGGAGGUGUACUCCAGUUCACUAACUGCAGGGUUUUCAUUUUGGUCCGGUGGUCCUCUGUUGCUUGAGUGCUGACAAAACUCAGGUUUUGGUGACUGCUUAUUUUUAUUUUACAAUUCACACAUGGAUAUAACACCCUUAUCUUCACUUCCACCUAGGUUUUCAGAUUCAACUAGCACAGAUUCUCAAAGCUCCUCUAGAUUCUCUUCUACAUCUCUGGUUUUAACAUGCUCAAGUGCUAAGAAACAAUUCUAAACUUUGCAUCCUGGUUUUUAACUUAGCCCUAUGGGAAUCAAACAGGAAACUGAGUAAAUCUCUUAACAAGUUCUCAUAACCUAAAAUGUGAUAUGCAUAAUGUGAUAUGAUUUUCUAAAUGUUUCAAUAUCAUUACCACAAAGCCUUGUUUGAAAAGACAUUUUGAAUAAAAGAUGUGGUCCCAGUGGAGCCUGGGCAGCAAUACCCUCCAAGCCAACCCAAGUUUUAUUCCCCCCCACAACCCCCCCUCAACACAUUACACAAUUGUUUGAAAGACAGAUGCCGGGGUCGAGGUGACUCUAAGUUUUCAUUAUGUGGGUGAAUUCUCACAUUGUGACCACUCAUGGCAUAUGACUACUUUCAAUCUAAACUUGAAUUCUCAGCUUGCUCAACCUGGGUUUUGAACAGUCAUAAAUUUACCAAGGGGUUUACAUUUUGAUUUUCUCCACAGAGAACAAAAAGAUGAACAGAGUAACCCAAACUUGACUGUUUUGUCAUGGAAUGUUGAUGGUCUGGAUGAAAGAAAUAUUCUGGAAAGAACAAGAAAUGUUUGCCAUAUAAUCAACAACAGAAAACCUGAUGCAGUGUUCUUACAAGAGGUGAUCACACAGACUUUAGCCAUUUACCAGUCAAAAUGUCCAGGGUAGGUGGAUAACCUUCCAGUCCUUCAUGUAAUCCCUCACUUUAUACAAAAGUGUAUAUGUUGUAGUUAAGACGGAAUCCAUUAGGAAACUGAGCAAUUUUAAUUUUCAGUGGACAAAAACCUUGUACCAGAAUAUUUUAAGCCAUAUCGCAUUUUUAUUUACACUUUUUAAGGGCUAUAGAUGUAAUUAGUUAUCUGUAAUAACACCAGAGACAAUUUCUUACAGGAGCCCAAGAAAAUAAAUUUCAAAUUUCACAGGAAUUGAGAAAACACGGGUAAAAUGAUCUAAAAUCGUCAUGAGCAAGAUUUCAUUGUGUGAGAAUUUGAAGGUUUUGAAGUUUGUUUUCUCAGGCUCCAAUGAGAACCUUUUCUUCCGAGUUAUUUCAUACAACUUAUUACAUUUAUAGCCCUUGAAAAGUGUGAAAAAGAAUGCAAUAUGCUUGAAAUUAUUCUGGUACAAGGUUUUUGUUCAUUGAAAAUUAAAAUUACUCAAUUUCCUAAAGAAUUUUGUCUCAAAUUCAUUAGCAUACAUUACCAUACCCAAAAACAAAAAAUUAACUACAACAUAUACAUGUAAAUCCUCUUCCUUCACUGAACAAACAGUCCUGAAAAUAUAGAAGAAGUGCAUGUGAAAGAAUACUCAUGCUCACAUGAUGCCCUUGAGGCACAUUUCUCUAAACUCCUGGUAACUUUUCAGGUCUGAAAAGCUCUUUUAUGUUUGUUGUGUUUGCGUUCAAGAUCAAAGUUUCAAUAAUUUUGAAAAGGGUUGUCACUAAGAUUUCAAGUUGCCAGAAACUGUUAAAUGUUAAUGGAGGGACCAGUCUCUUAAAUGGUUUGUGAAACCCUGAGUGAUACAAUAAACUGAAAAUGGCGCAAAAUUGCCUCUGCUACUGUUCAACAGGCCUUUUUAAAGGUUAAAUUUUAAAGUUUUCUUUAGGUGCUGAAAAGUUGCUGGGCCUUUCAAGAAACAGGCCUGUGGGAGUGGUGCCUGGUUUAAAUAACAACUUUCUGUUAAUCUUUUCAUUUUAAGGUACUUGUGUACAUGUGGACCAACACAUGGAGCAUAUUUCAACAUAAUGCUGCUAAAGAACUCUUCUGUCAAACCAACAAGUAACCAUCAGUGCACACAUUUCUCGUCAAGUCAAAUGGGUCGCCACUUGCUUUGUCAACCCGCAAUAUUUAGGGACAAAACUGAAAUAAUUCUAAUGACUUCACAUCUUGAGAGUACAGUGAAGUGUAAAGAUGAACGCAAAAGACAGCUCGCGCAAGUCUUGGGGUGCAUAACAGACCAACCAGGGGAAGCUACUGUUGUGUUUGGUGGUGACACAAACCUCCGUGACGCAGAGGUGUCAGCCAUUGGAGGACUACCAAGUGGCAUAGUAGAUGCUUGGGAGCAGUGUGGGAGACCUAAAGAAGCAGAGUUUACCUGGGACAUGCGGAUGAAUGACAAUCUUGAAUGGCCAUACCCCAAAAAGCCUAAAAUCAGAUUUGACAGGAUGUUUGUAAGGCCUGGUCAGGGACUGCAUGCCUUGACGACAACUCGAUUUGAGCUUGUGGGAAUGGAAAGACUGCCUGGGUGCCGUAGGUUUCCCAGUGAUCACUGGGGCAUAUGGUGUGAAUUUGCACCAUUGUUGACAAAUUAAAGACGUUCAUUCACUUGUAGACUGUUCACAUUCCCUUAUUUUCCCAUAAGAUCGUCAAGAUUUGCAUUAGGGGGGGACGACCACCCCCUCGGUACAUCAGAAACUAAGAUGGCAGCCUGUACUGUUAAGCGCUU